Messenger RNA from Panicum virgatum (switchgrass), 795 nucleotides. RefSeq lists its product as uncharacterized. Gene Ontology annotation, biological process: proteolysis. Gene Ontology annotation, molecular function: cysteine-type peptidase activity. Bases 52 to 795 code for a protein of 247 amino acids. Lineage: Eukaryota; Viridiplantae; Streptophyta; Magnoliopsida; Poales; Poaceae. The transcript is spliced from 5 exons. The record is from RefSeq and is a predicted model, not a curated record.
UUGGGGAAAGAUCUGGUGGUCCCAGAACAAAUCCCGAAGCUACCCACAAGAAUGCGACAGUUGCAUUCUUGGUACAAGAUGCAAAAAGGUAAGCUGUUUGGGGCAAGUUAUCUUGAUGAAGAUCUUCAUAAGGGGGAAGGCAGAGUGUGGGUUGAUUUCGAGCACUUGUAUCAUUUCUACCAACAGGUUGCUCUCGACAUCUCAAUUAUGACCUUGUGGACUGUAAUGGAGUCACACAAAUGUAGACGAUGUGGGAUUAACAAUAUAGGCUUCUUGGACCCUAGCACCGUACAUGAGAACACAAUCAAUUUACCAAGUACCGUUGACUACUUGUACAAAGCUUUCCUCUCCAUGCAGGAUAAAAGAUCCAUACUUCUUUCAUACAAUUGCUUUUAUCAUCAUGUCCUACUCGAUAUCAGCCUUAGCGAUAGUCGAAUCGAGGUUUCUGACUCACGAAAGAGGCCAUUAUCACUAAUCCAGCCCGUCAUUGAUGUCCUCAACAAGGCCUUCGCUAAGUACCGUAAGAAAAGCAAAAUCCAUAGACCUUUUUGGGGAGACUUCACUGUAGAAGAGGCCAAAUACAUCCUCAAGCAGCCUCCGGGCAACGAUCACUGUGGGUUCUAUGUAAUGCAUUACAUGCAUUGCUACACCGGCGAUUGCAGAAGCGACGAAAUGAACACUGAGUUGGAUUUAGGUGAAUUGCUCAUGGGCAAGCUAGUAGCACUUCAAGAAGAACUAGCCGGAUGUCUUGUGGACUACGUGGUGAAGCCAGGAUCUGAGUACAGCAUAAUCUAG